Ilex paraguariensis (yerba mate) is the source of this 1377-nucleotide messenger RNA. The record is from the annotation of a GenBank genome assembly. NCBI's taxonomy places the organism in Eukaryota, Viridiplantae, Streptophyta, Magnoliopsida, Aquifoliales, Aquifoliaceae.
CUGCACUUCCCACGCGCGAACAAGGGCCAUCUCCGGCGUUGCUUCCUCUGUUGAGCUUCUACUCCUACUUACAAUUCGUCACUUGGCUUCUCCACCGGAAAAAAAGGUUGGAGACGUUCGUGCCGAAGCAGAUCAAAGAUGAUGGGUUCUGCAAAUUCUGGUGAUUUGUCAUCAGAGAUGGAAGUGGAUGCUUUUAGACGCCUUUUCCCUCUGCGCUUCCAUGAGCGUCAUCUACUUGAGUCAAUACGACCUGAUGCCAGGAUGCUUGGAAAAGCUAGAGAUACUACACUGGCUCUUGGAGCCGUUGCAUCUGCUGAUGGGUCAGCACUAGCAAAGAUUGGUUGCACCACAAUGCUGGCUGCCAUUAAAAUGGAAGUCAUGACCCCUACAGCAGAGUCACCAGAUAUGGGCUGCAUAGCUAUCGAUUUCCAUAUGCCUCCAAUUUGUUCUCCAACUGUUAGGCCUGGCAGGCCAGCCGAGGCAGCACCAGUUGUGUCGAAGCAGUUAUCUGACACCAUCUUAAGUUCUGGCAUGAUCAACUUGAAGGACUUAUCAUUGGUCAGAGGGAAAGCUUCUUGGAUGGCCUACCUGGACAUAUAUUGUUUAGAUGCUGAUGGUGCUCUUUUUGACGCCGCAUUACUUUCUGCUGUUGCCGCCUUCUCCAAUUUGCAAAUUCCCAUAGUUGCUCUGAAUGAUGAUGGAAGAGUAGUAGUUGUAUCCGAGGAAAAUGAGGGAGGAAAAUUGAAAAAGGAGCCAGUCAACAAAGAGAAGAGGAAGCUCAAGUUGAGCAGCAUUCCAUUCUCCUUAACCUGCAUACUUCACAAGAAUUACAUUCUGGCAGACCCUACAGCAGAAGAAGAGUCCAUCAUGGAAACUCUUGUAACUGUGGUAUUGAAUUUAUCUGGUCAGCUUGUGUCUCUUUACAAGCCGGGUGGGCAAUUUCUUGCCUAUACAUCAGCUAUCCAGGAUUGCAUGGCAUUGACAAGACAAAGAGUGAAGGAACUUAAGAAGAUCUUGGAUGAAGCCAUAUGUGAUAUGGAAAUGGACUAAGUUGUGGGAGACUCCAUCGGCACUAGCAUUUGGUUGUUAGCUGGUCUAUUUUCCUUCAAUUUUGAGUCAAUUUUGGUAGCACUUGUGAAAAGAUUUUUUCUUAUGCAUCUAGAGGACAAUUGAGUGCAUAUCGAUUUUUCUGCCAAGUAAGUGGUGGUUGUUACCAUGUUUCCUUUCGUUAUUGCAUUUUCAGUUAGUUUGAAGCGUGGAGCUUCUGUAUGCAGAUUAAUUGGUAAUUGUGAGAAGUUCUAAAUUGUCUAUGUCACAAAUGCUGUAAAUGAAAGACAAAUUUUGAACAUGUUUACUUUUUUCUAGCAUAAAAUCUUG